This is a messenger RNA of Rotaria sp. Silwood1, 3039 nucleotides long. NCBI's taxonomy places the organism in Eukaryota, Metazoa, Rotifera, Eurotatoria, Philodinida, Philodinidae. The record is from the annotation of a GenBank genome assembly.
AUGCUUAACACAUUUACCGAUGAAAAUGAUACUAAAGAUAUGAGUUGUAUAAAUCCAUUUGAUUUACCAACCUCAACAACAGAUCCUUUUGGAAUCUCAACUAGUAUGAAGUUAUCUGAAUCAUCAGAAAAAUUUGAUGAUAAUCCAUUUAUUAUUGAUACAAAUAAAGAGAAAAUGAUUCGACAUCGAAGUGGUAAAGAAGCAUUAUCAUCAGCAAAUUGGCUUGCUUAUCAACAUUCAAUGGAUGAAGGUAAUUUCGGUUUAUUGGAAGACGUACAAGAUAAAUCAUUAAUAACACAAUCAGAUAGUGUUAAUCCUAUGAAUCCAUUUUUAACUUCAACAACACCAUCAAAUACAAAUCAAUCAAAUGAAAGAAUAUCUCAAAUUUCUUCAGUUGAUUUUUUAUUUGAUGUUAACGUUGAUCCAAGUACAGUACGACCAAUAACUUCUGAUAAUUCAUUAACAAAUCUUGAUCAAAAUCAAUCAUCUGAUGAUCUUCUUAAUUUCAAUCAAACAAAUAAAUCAUCUAUUCUAACGGAAACACCAUAUAAUUCAACAUCUACAAACACUGAAUUAUCAAGUUUAGCACAUACACAAGCAAUGGCAUCAACAAUAAUAACUAAUACAACAUCAAAUUCAGCAUAUAAUGAUCAAUUUUUAGACUGGUUAACACAACCUAAUAAUUUGAUGUCUGAUGUUGAUCUAAAAAAGAAUGGUACCAAUGUAAUUAAAAAUACUGAAGAUGUUUUAGAAAAUAUUCAUCUACAAUUAUUAUCGACAUUGCCAACUUCUCAAGAAAGUAUUUCACCAUCAUCAUCAUCAUCGAUUUUGAUUUCUAAACAAUCAAUAGGUGGUUCAAUAAAUGAAGGAAUACCAUCGAUUUCUAUUCAUGAAUCAAUAAUUGUACAUAAUGAUAGCAAUGUUAGACGAAAAGAACAUAUUGAUAAUAAAAAAAAUAAUCAAUCUGAAGAUGAUUCAGAUGAAGACUCAAAAAUGAUGUUUAAAAUCAAAGAAGAAAAACAAAAUCUAUCAAAUAAUACAAAUAUUCCUGUACCAUUAUUACCUCCACCACCAUCAUCAUCAAAAAAUUAUAAAAAAACAAGUGAUGAUGUUAGUUCAUCAACAUCAUCAUCAUCAGAAACAGAUCAUCAAGAUGAUGAUGAUCCAUUUGCUAUAUUUCAAUCAAAAUCUACUCAAAAUAAAACAAAUCAACAACUAGAAAAAAAUCUUUUUACAGAUUGGAAUGAAGAUAAAACAAAAAUAAAUGAAAAAGUAGAUGAAUCGCAAGAAAAAGUGCAAUCAUUACCAUUAGAUUAUUAUUUACAUGAACCAGAUUAUGAUGAUAGUGCACCAUUAGAACCCUAUCAUAAUGAUAUAAAUGAACUACAAUUACAACAACUUAAUGGUUGGUUAUUACAAAUUCGUGUACCAUUAAGACAAAAAGAUUUAUAUAAAAGUACUUUUCAACGAUUUAGUGAAACACGUACCUGGCAAGAAUGUUAUGUUCGAAUAUUCUUCGAUGAAAAAAAAUUACGUUUUUAUCUUCCAGAAACCAUCGAAAAAUCUUUUGCUGAAAUUUCUUUACAAACAUGGUAUCAAUGUACAAAACUUAGUCUUCAACAAUAUGAUCAAUAUAGCAAAAUUCAUACAUUUAAAAUUUUUGAAGCAAAUUAUCGUGAAGUUCCUCAAGUUCGUAUUGAUCGUCUUGUAACAUUACCAGAAAAAUUACUAAGAAAAUUUACUCGACCAAAUAAAGCUCAACAAGUUUUAUUAGAUCAUGCAAAUUGUGUUCAACAAGAAAUUGUUAAAUUUGGUCAAUUAAAUUAUACUUAUUUAAAACAAUUUUCAAUUAUAUUAGAUGAUUUAUUUUGGUCAAUGCCUAUUACACGUAAUCGUUUUCAAAAACAUUUAAAAGAAGAAAUAACAAUUAAAAUCUUGGAUGAAUAUUAUGCACAUAUUGAUAUUUAUCGUCAUAUAUAUAAACAUAAAUCUCGUACACGUUUAUUUGUUUUAGCUUUUUUAAAUGAUGAACAACCAAUUAUUGAAAUUGGUAUCAAUGAUUGGUUUCGUCAUGGUAAAGAAGUUAAUAAACGUAAUGAAAUAAUUAUUAAUAAAACAUUACAAGAAUAUUGGAUUAAACCAGAACAAGUUGAAUUAGCAUCAAUUAUUGAUUCAAAUGAAUAUGAAAAUACACAUUUACUUAAAUUAAUACCACCAGAUAGUUAUAGAAUUGAAAUAAUGCGUUUUCGUACAAGACCUAAACAAAAUAUUGAAUUACCAUUACAAGUUUAUUGUUUUAUGUCGGUUAUUGAUCGUCAAGCAAAUAUAAGAAUUGAAGUAACUGUAUCAAAUGCAUUUAAUAUAAGUAUAUUAUCAAAAACAUCAUCAAUAAUAGCAAAUGAUAAAACAGCUAAUAUACGUGAUGACAAUAGUGAUGAACAAUGUCCAUGUGAAGAUAUUCAAAUACGUUUUCCAAUACCUGAUCCAUGGGUUUAUAUGUUUCGAGUUGAAAAACGUUUUCGUUAUGGAGCUAUACAUAGUGUUCGUCGUAAAGCAGGAAAAAUAAAGGGUCUUGAUCGUUUAAUGAUUAAUCGUAAUGAUGGUCUCAUUCCAUUAAUGGCUGCAUCAGCUGGUAUAGCUAAAUAUGAACAAGCAUUUCGUUCAAUAGUAUGGCGCAUUGAUCAAUUACCAAAAAGAGAUCAAGGUGCUUAUAAAACACAUUUAUUCGAAUGUAAAAUUGCAAUACCAUCAUAUGAUCCCAUACCAGAAAAAUAUGACCCGAUUGUUGAUGUUGAAUAUUCUAUGUCACAAGCAUUUAUUUCACAUUGUCAAAUUCGUUCAGUUGCUGUACCAAGUGCUGAAGAAACACCAGAGAAAUGGAUACGUUCAAAAAGUCGAUUUAUUUAUACAAUUGAUAUUGAAUAUGCAUUUAAAGAAGAAGAAAAAAAAGAUUUUGCACCUAUUGAAAUUGAUAUGAAAGAACAGCCAAUGACACAAAGUGAAACAGAAAAUAAUUCACAAUCAGAUGAUAGUGAUUGA